Cuscuta europaea is the source of this 1122-nucleotide messenger RNA. The record is from the annotation of a GenBank genome assembly. Lineage: Eukaryota; Viridiplantae; Streptophyta; Magnoliopsida; Solanales; Convolvulaceae.
AUAAAUAUGAAUGGAGGCUGUCCAUAUUUGUAGGAGAAUAAUAAUAAGGCCAGGUGCUCAAAAAAAGGACUAUGGUAUGACAUUCAACUUACCCCCAGUUGCCGCGCUGCCCAUUACAAGACCCUAUAAACAUAACACUACCUUAGCAAAACACGAAGACGCCAAUCUCCACAAAAUGGAAAAAGCGCCUAAAUUUAAGCUAAUUCUGGGUUCAUCUUCCAUAUCUCGUCAAGCAAUUUUAGCUGAUAUGGGCUAUGAAUUCACAACCAUGUCUGCAGAUAUAGAUGAGAAAGGAAUCCGGAAAGAAAAGCCGGAAGAUUUAGUCAUGGCUCUGGCUGAGGCAAAGGCAGAUGCCAUUAUAUCAAAACUUCAAAAUGGUGAACUUCAAAAGUGUUAUACCACCCCAACACUUCUAAUUGCAGCUGAUACAGUGGUGGUCUAUGAAGGUAUAGUGAGGGAGAAACCAUCCUGCAAAGAAGAAGCAAGGCAGUUCAUGAAAGAUUACUCAGACAGGAAUGCUUCAACCGUGACCUCUGUUUUUGUCUCAAACUUGAAAACUGGAGUUAGAAGAGGAGAAUGGGACAGAGUAGAGAUUUUUUUUCACGAAAUACCAGAAGAAGCAAUUGAUAAUCUGAUUGAUGAAGGAAGAGUGCUUAGUGUAGCUGGCGGCCUCAUAAUCGAGCAUCCCUUGGUAUCGCCUUGUGUAAAAGAAGUGGUUGGAACAACUGAUAGUGUUAUGGGACUACCAAAAGCUCUUACUGAGAAACUGAUGAAUGAGGUUCUCUAGAUAGACUUGAAUUUGUUCACCCUAGCCCGAUCAAUCAAUCAAAUUCUUGAUCAAGUGUGACGCCAAUUUCAUCUUUUUAUAUUCUUAGUACUUAGUAGAAGUGUAGAACAUGUUUUUUAAUAUAAAACUCUAUGUUGAACGUUUAUGUUCAAUGAACCAUCAGAUAUCACCAUUGUUCAUUGAUGUGCUGCACUGCACGUCUGCACGUACCCAUUUUUUAGUAUCAAAAGCAAACUUGGAAAGUAUGCUAGCCAGCCAAUUUAAUUUAUAAUAUUGAUUGUCUUGGCAAAUGUAUCACUUAAAGAAGAAUAAACACUGAAUAAGUGAAGCUCAAC